Messenger RNA from Pocillopora damicornis (cauliflower coral), 2542 nucleotides. Its product is annotated as PAX-interacting protein 1. NCBI's taxonomy places the organism in Eukaryota, Metazoa, Cnidaria, Anthozoa, Scleractinia, Pocilloporidae. Gene Ontology annotation, cellular component: MLL3/4 complex. The record is from RefSeq and is a predicted model, not a curated record.
UCAGUUUCAAUAUGGCGGACGAGCAAGUUUGAACAUGGCCACAGAAUCGACCUCAAAAACGGAGAAGCAAGAUAUUUUCAAGGACGUCAGAUUCUUCCUAGCUGAGGAAAGCAAUGAAGAGGUGAAACAAGUCUUGAAGUCAGGCGGAGCAGCUCGUGAGUUUUACAUCAGUGAUCUUGUGACUCAUGUCAUCUCCACGGAUACCAAUUUUCCUCAGUAUAGUGAAGCCAAGGAUUGUAACUUGACAAUUGUUCAGAUUCCAGUAAAUGACAGAGAUGCAUUGUGGGCCAUGGUAACAUACUAUGGAGGCCAAUGCCAGCUGAAUCUCAACUCUAACUGCACUCAUCUGGUGAUUCCUCUUCCAUCAGGUCCAAAAUAUGAAUGUUCUUUAAAGCAUCCUGAGCACAUUAAGAUUGUCACUCCCAGCUGGAUUGUGGACAGCAUAAAGGCAAAGAAGAGGCUUGAUGAUGACUUCCUCUGAAGCCAUAAACACCAAAACAACAACUUUACAAAGUCAGUCAAGUUUAGCAGUUUCUGCAGCAGAAGUGGAGAAAACUACAGACAAAAACAUCGCUACUACACCACAAGAAAAGGAAGAUAUAGAACCAAAACCUGUUUCUGAUGUAUUGAGUAGUGGCAUUAAAAUUGUCGAAAAUAACAAUGAGGAAAUUGUGGAGGAUGAAAAAGAAAAUAAAGAACAAAGCAAUUUACUGAGUGAAGGAAAGUCAAUAGAGAAUGAAGAAUCCAAUUGUUUGGCUGGCUGUGUUUUCGUAAUAGCAGAUUAUCCAGACCGCAUGGAACAUGCUAUUCUUAAUACAUGGAUUGAGGUAAUACAACAACAUGGAGGCAAAGUUAGCCAUUUCUAUUCAAAACAAUCAACACAUUUGCUUUGUCUCAAUCAGCAUGGAGAUCUUUAUCAAAAGGCAAUUUCAGAUGGAAAACGGAUAAUCACAGCCCACUGGUUGAAUGAUGUGCUGACAGAAAAAGUGAUGUUUCCACCAUCAAAUCCACUUCAUCUUCCUUUGCCAUUCAAAGAUAAAGUAAACCAGUGCAGGAGUAUGGUCAUCACAGUUACUGGAUAUACAGGCACUGAGAGAACGCUAUUGAAGAACAUGAUAUAUGUUAUUGGUGCAAAAUACACCGGCUACUUAACUCGUGUUAACACACAUAUUAUCUGUAAGAGCCCAACAGGAGAAAAAUACACCAAGGCAAAAGAGUGGGGAGUACAAUGUGUGAAUGCAAAGUGGCUUGGUGACAUUGUUACAACUGGUUUUCCAUCUCCUUGUAACCUUGUGAGGUACUCAACCCUGGGUGAGCCAGAUGAACUAGAGAUAACUAAAGAUCUACUGGUCAGAGAGCUUAUCAUUCCCUGGCAGUCAUGUGAAGGUUCAAGUGCACUCGAGAUGACUGUUGGUGGUGGAAAACGGAAAUUUGGAGAACAGAGCACUCCUGAAAAUGGUCAGCUGAGGAAAGUAAGACGAACAUCAAGUCCUGCCAGUGCUGAAAAACCGGAAGGGCCCAGAGUUCUUUUUACUGGCAUUGUACCAUCAGAUGUAUCAAGAUUAACUGAGAUAAUCACUAGUCUUGGAGGAGUUGUGGUCACCUCAGUGAAGGAAUGCACUCACCUUAUAACAAGAAAGAUUAUUCGAACAGUAAAAUUCCUGUGCGCAAUCUCUAUCGCGAAGUACGUUGUGACUCCGGAUUGGAUUGAGAAGAGUCAGCAGUCCACGACAUUUCUUGACCCAAGUGAAUUCACAGUGAAAGACAACUUCUCCGAGGACAUGUAUGACAUGGAUUUGAAAACAUCACUUCAGAGAGCAAGAACGCGGCCACUUUUAAAGGAUAUCAUGGUGUAUGUGACGCAAAGUGUCGAGCCAAGCCCAUCGUCCAUGAAGGAGAUUAUCCAGAGUGCAGGUGGACAGGUGUUGACGAGUGUCCCAUCUCAACAGCACCUAGCAGAGCUUAAACGCAAGGCUAUUGAUCAGGGAUCACCCGUGUUACUGGUUAUUAGUUGCGACAAAGAUGGCCUGCUGUGUUCAGAAUUUCUCAAGAAAGGAUUUGACAUACACAAUGCUGAACUAAUCUUGUCAGGUGUAUUGAAGCAGCAAUUGGAUCUCGACUUAUAUAAACUUGAAAUAACUUUGGAGUGACGGCAUGUUACAGAUGGAAAAGUUUCGCCCCUCACGAAUUUAAAUUUUAGUUAGAUUUAAUCAAUAUUUUUCACUCAGUGUUAUCUGGCUUUUUAUCACGAUAUUGAUGAUAUGUUCAAGUAGCUACGAAAUGUUAUCAGCUUUGAAGAUACAAAAAUCUUCACCAAAUUCCCACUGCCUCCUUUGAAAAAUUCCUCGUUAUCUGUUUAGAAUUUAUCCUUUGUGCAGGAUUUCAAUGACAGACUCAUGUAAAUAAGACUCUUCCUCGUAGUAUUCGAAAGCAAAAGUGUCAGGUUUUUAUUUCACUAAUAUAUGGUACCUUACAUGAUAUAUAUAUGUUAUAUUAGUAUACGAAACGUGAUACACAUUAAACACUUUUUAACUUGCUCAAA